AUGUUAGACAAGUAUCCUCCUUAUGGUGUUUUUAAGGUUGUUGCGGUAGGAGAUGGAGCAGUUGGUAAAACAACACUAUUAAUACGGUAUACUUCUGGAGAUUAUCCAAAUGAUUAUAUUCCAACUGUGUUUGACAAUCACAAUAUCAGUGUAAAAGUUGAAGACAAGACUUAUUCAAUCGGUCUAUGGGAUACUGCUGGUCCUGAAGGUAAAUUGCGUCCAUUGUCCUACCCAGGGACAUCUUUGUUCUUAGUGAACUUUAGUUGUGUGUCAGAGGCUUCAUUUUUCAAUGUUGUCACCAAAUGGCUUCCAGAAAUCAGACACCACUGUCCUGACACUCCUGUGGCAUUAGUGAAUACCAAGAUUGACUAUCGUACUGAUUCAAUUCUUAAUAAGGAGUUCAUUCUUAAAUAUGAAGAAAAACCAAUCACAUUCGAACAAGGAGAGUUGAUGGCCAAAAAGAUGGGUUGUGCCACUUAUAUUGAAACUAGCUCCAAAACAGGAUAUGGCAUUGAUGAUUUGAGUAGUGUCAUUUUGAGAACAAUUGCCGUCACCAGAGAUGACAAUUAUUGUAGUAAAGUUCGUCCACAAAAGAAAUGUUUAGUGCAAUAA
Molecule: messenger RNA, 612 nt
Organism: Naegleria gruberi
Lineage: Eukaryota; Heterolobosea; Eutetramitea; Acrasida; Naegleriidae
Product: rho family small GTPase
Exons: 4
Coding region: 1-612 (203 amino acids)
Biological process (GO): small GTPase-mediated signal transduction
Molecular function (GO): GTPase activity; GTP binding
Source: RefSeq, a predicted model, not a curated record